This is a messenger RNA of Paramecium octaurelia, 1074 nucleotides long. The record is from the annotation of a GenBank genome assembly. NCBI's taxonomy places the organism in Eukaryota, Ciliophora, Oligohymenophorea, Peniculida, Parameciidae.
AUGGCUUAGCAAUAGGGGAAUGAAACAAUAGUACCUAUUUUGGUUACUCAGGAGGAAUAUAAUGAAAUCAUGAAGUAACCAGAUUACAUGUAACAAUAACUCUUAUAGUAAUUACAAUAAAAAAAGUAUGAGGAACAAUAAUAAAUAUAUCAACAUCCAUAUUUACAAUAUCAGAAUUAUUAAAAAUAAUAAGAUAAUAGUAAGAUUGAGACAUAAUCACCAGUCCCUUCAUAUCCUAUUAAUAACUCAAAUUAAUAAUAACAAUAGUAUUACUACACACCUUAGCAAUAGCUUUUAUAAUAAUAUAAUCAAAAUUUAAAUUAAAAUUACAUACAAAAAGUAGUCUUGCACCAUAAAGAAGUUGAAGUUGCUUGUGAACGUGAAGUUUAAUUUUUCAAUCAAAAUCUAGCUAAAUACUUUUCGUUAGAAUUAACAAUUUCCUUAUUGCUCAACUCUGUUUCAGCAUUAUUUCGAAUGAAGAUUAUUAAUCAUUAUUGGCACUGGAGCAGUGAACUAUGGGUUGUUAUAAGUCUAUACAUUUUGUUGAAUUUAUUUAUAUUGACUAAUCCAAAGCUAAUCUUAUAAGUAUUCAUUUAUAAUAAAUUCUAGAAAAAUCAUUAAAAGUUUGCAUAUGUUUUACAUGUUAUUUUAUAUUCCUUGCUAUUAUAAGGAUUGUAAAUAGCAAUAUAAGGAUAUGAGUACUUCUUUUGGAACUAUUUCUAUUUCUUUUAUUUUAUGAUUACUUCUAGCUUCAUUUCAGUCUGUUAUUUUAUUUAAUAAAAAGGAAUAAAUUAAUCCUUGAGCACUUAUUUACCAGCCAUAAUAGCUCCUCCAAGCAUUAUAUUCCUGCUUUAACUGAUUUGCGUCCAGAGAUUUUACUUGCCAUUGUUUUUAUGGGGAAUUGUGAUUGUAUUUCUUGCCUUGGGACUGAUAUUACUAUUUAGAAGAAUAAAUAAAUUGGGAUAUGUAAAUUUAUUUUAGUAUUCUUAGAACAAACAUCAAACCAAUGAUUUUUAUGCCAUGGCAUCCAUUUUACAUAUGUUAAUGAUCAGUCCAUUUUAUGAUAACGAAUGA